AUGGGAGUGAGAUUAGAAGAAGGUGUUCGUGAAGGACGAUUGAAAGAAGGUGGUUCAUCUGAUAGUUCCAGAAGGUAUGGGAAUGGCUUGCCCAAAAAGAAGGAACAUGAUGCUAAUGCUAUUUCACAAGAGAAGUGUAGGAGAUCUCCGAGAAACAAUCAGCGUCACCAGCAGGUGGCAUCAGUUACUCUAGUUAUUAAUCCUUCUCUGGCUGUUCAAAUAGCACCAACUUAUCAACCAUGUUUUCAACAACAUACCAAUCAACAGAAUCAACAACAUCAACAUAACCAGAAAAUUCUGCUACAAACAAGAACUCCACCAGUUAUUCUGAAAGAGCUUCCAUGGUGGUAUAAACCUGAUCAUCAUUGUGCAUUCCAUCAAGGAGCAUCCGGUCAUGAUAUUGAAAAUUGUUUAGCUUUGAAAGUUGAGGUGAGAAGAUUAAUGCAAAAUGGUAUUUUGUCUUUUAAAGACUUUAGUCCUAAUGUGCAAGCCAAUUCGUUGCCUAAACAUGGUGGUGCAACUAUGAAUAUGGUUGAAGGAUGUCCAGGAAAAUACUGUGUUUUUAACGUCAAUCCGACCAGAAAAUCCUUGGUCGAAAUGCAUGCAACAUUGUGCGAGUUGAGCUAUUAUAACCAUGACCAUGCUUCUUGCCACAUUUGUUCCAGAAACCCUCGAGGGUUUGCUGUGGUGAAAAGAGACUUACAAGAGAUGCUGGAUCAAAAUCUUAUUCAUAUUACAAGGGAUAGGGGUAGAUAUGAGCAUGAGAAGUAUGUUGUUUCUCUGUUGGUCAUUCAUUUGGUGGGUCCUAUGCCAUAUGAAUCUAACAAAGUUAUUCCUUACAAGUACAAUGCUACCAUGUUAGAAGAUGGUAAAGAAGUCCUUAUUCGUUCCUUUUCAUAUUUUGUAAACAUUGCCGAUGUAAGUGGUGUGACCCGAAGUGGUCGAGUAUUUGCUGUUGUAGCUCCUAAAAGAACUGAAGAUGUUGUGGUAGGGAAUCCAACUCAAGAGAAAACUUCUAUUAUGCAGUCUGGUCAAUCUAGCGGUGUGAGUCGGAAUUCUGAUCAAGAUGAAGUGUUAAAAUUGAUUAAGAGUGAUUUCAAUGUGGUGGAUCAGUUAUUGCACACCUCGUCCAAGGUAUUCGUCAUAUCUUUGCUGGUGAAUUCAGAAGCUCAUAGAGAGGUUUUGCAGAAACUAUUAAAGCAAGUCUAUGUGGACCAUGAGGUGACAAUUGAUCAAUUCGAUGGAAUUAUGGCCAAUAUUACCGCAUGUAAUAAUUUGAGCUUCAGUAAUGAAGAGUUUCCCGAGCAAGGGAGGAACCAUAACUUUGCUUUGCACAUCUCUAUGAACAGUCAAGAAGAUGCCCUAUCCAAUAUGUUGAUGGACACUGGUUCUUCUCUGAAUGGUUUACCCAAGUCCACUAUGUCCAAGCUUUCUUAUCAAGGUUCUCUGAUGAGAUUUAGUGGGGUUGUUGUGAAAGCCUUCGAUGGCUCGAUGAAGACCAAUGGAGAAUCCAUGACUUCUUUGAAAGACGCACAACACAUGGUGGAGAAUGGUCAACCUUCUAGAUGGGGACAAGUCGUCGUACUUGCUGAGAAUAAGAACAUAGCUGGUUUAGGCUUUUCACCCGGUUCAACUCGGAGAGAUUUGAAGAGAAUUCAGGAAGUGUUUCAUAGUGUCGACAUUAUUCAUUCAAAAGAUCAGUUUGAUGCCGCAAUCAUGGAAGAUAACGAAGAGCAAGAAGCGCCAUACUUUGUGAUGCACUGA
Molecule: messenger RNA, 1764 nt
Organism: Lathyrus oleraceus (garden pea)
Lineage: Eukaryota; Viridiplantae; Streptophyta; Magnoliopsida; Fabales; Fabaceae
Exons: 4
Coding region: 1-1764 (587 amino acids)
Source: RefSeq, a predicted model, not a curated record